AUGCCCCACUGGCCCGCUCUCGGUCGAGGAGUCGCAGAGAGAGGAUCGGUGCUCAGUGGUCCUGGCUCGUUCAGCGCUUCCGGGAAAGCCCGCGGGGAGGCCGAGGCAGGCCCGGCAGGGUCUCCAUCCACCAAAGGUGUCUACACUGUCCCGCCCCCAGCCCCCAAUCUGGAUAUCCCCAGCGCCUCGUGGACGCAAAGCCAAGAUCCCACCCUCACCCUAGACUCAAAUUAG
Rangifer tarandus platyrhynchus (Svalbard reindeer) is the source of this 234-nucleotide messenger RNA. The record is from the annotation of a GenBank genome assembly. NCBI's taxonomy places the organism in Eukaryota, Metazoa, Chordata, Mammalia, Artiodactyla, Cervidae.